Menidia menidia (Atlantic silverside) is the source of this 1044-nucleotide messenger RNA. The record is from the annotation of a GenBank genome assembly. Lineage: Eukaryota; Metazoa; Chordata; Actinopteri; Atheriniformes; Atherinopsidae.
AUGACUCGUCCCGUCUCAGAAGAUCCACAGACCGGAGGGAGAACUCGGCUGAUCCUGUUCUCCCUGCUCUGCUGGGUCUCAGCCUCAAAGGCCUGCCUGCAGUGUGACCGCACCAUCCUCCUCAUGCACGAGGACUUUGUGUUGUCUGCUCCCACUGUUAAAGAUCAAAUUGAGUUGAAAAAGAUUUGUGACCAUGCCUAUGUGACCUAUAAAGAAACCAGCCAAAAUCGCAAGGGGGUCAUUGAUCCGACUACUCUGUACAGAGUCAAAACUGAGUACCAGAGUGAAUUUGCCCGCUUCUUGAAAAUGAAACUCACUGGCUCUUUGGCAUUUGAAACCAUUCAGAUCAUGGAAAAAGGCAGGAAGAUAUUGGAGAAACAUUUGGACAUAUUCAUCCCUGAUGAACUGUGCCCCAACAAGUGUGGACUUCUAAACAGAAGAGUAAUGGAUUGCCUUUCAUGCCAGUACAAAGUGUACACUUGUCCCUCUCCGUCAGACCAGCAGAACUGUGGUGAGUACCUAGUGCAUGCCGAGGAGGGAGGUCAGGCAGUGCUGGAUUGUUUUCUUCCAUGGCAUCGCUUUCUGUUAGGUAAACCAGAGUACUACUACUCCUGGGCCCCAGGAGCACCAGGAUCCAAACAGGUAGAUAAAAGUGACUUCAUGGGCAUAGUGGUGACACAUGACUCAUCUGUGGUCUUGAAUCAGCUACAUGUGGAUGAACAAGGAACCUAUCGCUGCUUACUGAAAGACCAAAACGGAACUGUCUUCUAUGGAGUCACUUUCCUACUCACGGUUGCCCCUUUGCCACUCCAGACUCACCAGUCCGUUGUCACUCUGCCCUCGCUGCCCCGUGGAGACUACCACUCACCUUUCCAACCUACAGAGGACGUGUUGGUGCCAAUCAUCGCCAUGGUUACUGCUCUGUGUCUGAUAGGGAGCGUAGGCCUCACAGUUGUCCUGGGUGGGAUGUUGAAAUGGCAGAGAGCUGUAACAACGCUGAGGAGGAAGAGGAAGGGGGAAAAAAGCACAGAGAGCACCGUGUGA